AGCCCGGGCGCUCCCGGCUCCACCAGCCCCGGUUCUUGCGCCGUUUCCCGCAACCCUGGAGGAAGCUCCUUUGUUUGCUUGGCUGCGAGUGAUUUUCCUCCGCUGGUUCCUGCUCGGGGCUGCCCGAGGCUGCUUCCCCGUGGGCUGGGGCGCUCUGUGCCUCAGUUUCCCUGUCUGUGAGCGGGCGCGGUGCCCUGAGGGAGGUCCCUCCACCCCCCGCCCCGUCGUGGGCCGGGCUGGGCCAGCACCGGGCGCUGCGCUGGGCUGAGGCCACUCCAGGAGCUGCCGCUUUGCGACCCGGAGGUGAGUUGGGACCCCCCCUGCUCCCAGGGACCAGCCCGGGGCCACCCGCAGCCCCCACCCUGGGACAACCCUACCCAGGGCACCCCCACCCCGUGGGUUGUGGGGAGCUGCAGAGUGGGGUGACCCGGGGCUGCCGUGGGGCUGUGCUGCUGCGCACCGCGCUCAGCGUGGGGUCCUACACCCAGUAUGGGGGGGUCUCUGUGGUGCUGCCGGGUGAGGCUGAGGGACCCUGGGGGGCUCUGCCAGCCCCUAUGGGGUCGCCCCAUCGCCCCGUUUGCCCCGUCACACCAUCCUUCCUCCACCCCACUCGUGAACUUUCCCCAGGCGUGGGGCUGGGUUUGCAGGGUUUACAGCCCGCGUUGGGCUGUAAAGUGGGGCUGAAGGUCGCCCUUCAGAACGCAGCUGCUCCGGAAAAUCCAGGUGAGGGACGGGGGGAGCUCAGGGGGAAGCGGCGUGGUCUCGGGUGGGAGCCUUUGGGUGCUGCUCCCCCCACCCUGGCCUGUCCCCCCCCGUGCUGCCUUCCCCUGCCAGGAAGGAGGGAGGAAGCGGAGGCUGAAUUUGUCCUGCCCCAAGAACAGGAUCCAGGUGUCCGUAUUUCCUGGCUGGGCCCCCGUUUCCCCCACAGGAGUGGUCCUGCCCCCCCGAGCCCCCAUCCCCACUGGGUGCACCGGGAAGGACCCAGGUUGGGUGCAUGGGUGCCUUGGCCGCAGGGUGCGAGGGGGAGCUGGGCAUGGGGGGUCAGGGAGCAGCCGAGGUCCUGGCCACGGGCCACAUCCUGCCCGGCCCCGGGCUCAGCCGGCGCUUCCAGCCACGCUGGGCGUCCCCGGUGGGUCCGUGUCCCUUCCGAGCCCCUAAGGAGCAGCCAGAGCCUGGGGGUGCAGCGGCUGCUGGAGACCGGGGGGUGUUUUGGGGAAGGGGCUGCAUGUCGGUGGGUUGCAGCCCCCGCUCUGCUCUGUCCAGCCCCCCGGAGCGAUGGAGACCACGACUUCGCUGCUGGACGCCGCGGCCGCCGGGGACCUGGUGCUGCUGGACCCGCUGACCGAGGAGUCGCUGCUGCAGACGCUGCAGGAGCGAUUCCACCGCGGUGACAUCUACACGUACAUCGGGAACGUGUUGAUCUCGGUGAACCCGUACCGGCCGCUGCCCAUCUACACCCCCGAUAAGGUGCAGGAGUAUCAGGACUGCAACUUCUUCGCUGUCAAGCCUCACAUCUACGCCAUCGCCGAUGACGCCUACCGCUCGCUGCGCGACCGCGACAGGGACCAGUGCAUCCUCAUCACCGGCGAGAGCGGGGCUGGCAAGACAGAGGCCAGCAAGCUGGUGAUGUCCUACGUGGCGGCUGUGAGCAGCAAAGGGGAGGAGGUGGACAAGGUGAAGGAGCAGCUGCUGCAGUCCAACCCGUGCUGGAGGGUGAGUGCCUUUGGAAACGCCAAGACCAUCCGCAACGACAACUCUUCACGAUUCGGCAAGUACAUGGACGUGGAAUUCGACUUCAAGGGGGAGCCCCUGGGAGGGGUCAUUAGCAACUACCUGCUGGAGAAAUCCCGCAUCGUCCGGCACGUGAAGGGCGAGAGGAACUUCCACAUCUUCUACCAGCUCCUGGCCGGGGGUUCGGCGCAGCUGCUCCAGCAGCUGAAGCUGCGCCAGGACUGCCAGCACUACGGCUACCUGAACCGCGAGAGCUCUGCCCUGUCCGGCGUGGACGAUGCCGCCAACUUCCACGCCAUGCAGGACGCCAUGCGUGUCAUCGGCUUCUCGCCGGCCGAGGUGACGGCGCUGCUGGAGGUGACGGCCGUGGUGCUCAAGCUGGGCAACGUGCAGCUGAGCAGCAGCUUCCAGGCCAGCGGGAUGGAGUCCUGCAGCAUCGCCGAGCCGCGGGAGCUGCAGGAGAUCUGCGAGCUGAUCGGGCUGGACCCCGGCGUGCUGGAGCGGGCGCUGUGCUCCCGCACGGUGAAGGCGCGGGACGAGACGGUGCUCACCGCCCUCAGCGUCCCCCAGGGCUACUACGGCCGGGACGCGCUGGCCAAGAACAUCUACAGCCGCCUCUUCGACUGGCUGGUGAACCGCAUCAACACCAGCAUCCAGGUGAAGCCGGGCAAGCAGAGGAAGGUGAUGGGUGUCCUGGACAUCUACGGCUUCGAGAUCUUCCAGGACAACGGCUUCGAGCAGUUCAUCAUCAACUACUGCAACGAGAAGCUGCAGCAGAUCUUCAUCCUGCUGACGCUGAAGGAGGAGCAGGAGGAAUACGUCCGAGAGGGCAUCCAGUGGACACCGGUGGAGUUUUUCGACAACAGCAUCAUCUGUAACUUGAUUGAGAACAGCACCGGCGGGAUCCUGGCCAUGCUGGACGAGGAGUGCCUGCGGCCCGGCACCGUCAACGAGGACACCUUCCUCGCCAAGCUCAACCAGCUCUUCGCCACCCACAAGCACUACGAGAGCAAGGAGACGCAGAGCGCCCGGCACAUCAUGGACGCCAGCCUGCCGCCGCGGUGCUUCCGCAUCCACCACUACGCCGGCAAGGUCACCUACAACGUGACGGGCUUCAUCGAGAAGAACAACGACCUGCUGUUCCGUGACCUGUCGCAGGCCAUGUGGGCCGCCCGGCACGCGCUGCUGCGCUCGCUCUUCCCCGAGGGGGACCCCCAAAAAGCGUCCCUCAAGCUGCCCCCCACCGCCGGCUACCAGUUCAAAGCCUCAGUGGCCACGCUGAUGAAGAACCUCUACUCCAAGAACCCAAACUACAUCAGGUGCAUCAAGCCCAAUGAGACCAAAGCGGCGAUGCUCUUCACGCCGGAGCUGGUGCUGGCGCAGGCGCGGUACCUGGGGCUGAUGGAGAACGUGCGGGUGCGGCGGGCGGGCUACGCCUUCCGCCAGCUCUACGGCCCCUUCCUGAACCGCUACAAGAUGCUCAGCGCCCAGACGUGGCCCCGCUGGGCCGGCAGCGACAGGGAUGGGGCUGAGCAGGUGCUGGCGGAGCUGCCGAUCCCCACCGAGGAGCUGGCGUUCGGCCACACCAAGGUCUUCAUCCGCUCGCCACGAACUCUCUUCGACCUGGAGCGGCGGCGGCAGGAGCGCGUGGCACAGCUUGCCACCCUCAUCCAGAAGACGUUUAGGGGCUGGCGGUGCCGGACCCAGUACCAGCUGAUGCGCAAGAGCCAGAUCCUCAUCUCCGCCUGGUUCCGGGGCCACCGGCAAAAGAACAAGUACGAGCAGAUGAAGCGCUCGGCGCUGCUCAUCCAGGCGUACGCACGGGGCUGGAAGUCCCGCCGGCUCCUCCGGGAGCUGAAACGCCAGCGCCGCCGUCACGCAGCCGCUGCCACCAUCGCCGCACACUGGAGAGGGUUCCAGGUCCGCAGGGCGUACAGGAGAUAUUUCCGCUCCGGGGCCAGCGCCUGCUUGGCCAACUUCAUCUACCGGCGGCUGGUGCAGAAGUUCCUGGUGGGGCUGGGGAGGAACCUGCCGCCGCUGGCGGUGCUGGACCGGACCUGGCCCCCCGCACCGUACAAGUUCCUGGCCAACGCCAACCAGGAGCUGAGGAGCAUCUUCUACCACUGGAAGUGCAAGAAGUACCGGGAGCAGCUGCCGCCACAGCGCCGGGCUCUGCUGCAGGCCAAGCUCUGCGCCAGCGAGCUCUUCAAGGACAAGAAGAGCCUCUAUCCAAAAAGCCUGCCGCAGCCCUUCCAGGGCGAGUACCUGGGGCUGACGCAGAACCCCAAGUACCAGAAGCUCAACGCGGUGGCCAAGGACAAGCUGGUGAUGGCCGACACGGUGCAGAAGGUGAACAGAGCCAGCGGGAAGACGGUGCCGCGGCUGCUGCUGCUCACCAAGGAGCACCUGGUCCUGGCCGACCCCAAGGCUGCUCAGCCCAAGACCGUGCUCAGCCUGGGCGACAUCCGCAGCGUCACCGUCACCCGCUUCUCCGACGGCUUCCUGGCCCUGCACCUCAAGGAGACCUCCACGGGGGGGGCCAAGGGCGACUUCUUGCUGGUCAGCAGCCACCUCAUCGAGCUGGUCACCCGCCUGCACCAGACGCUGAUGGACACCAAAGCACAGGCGCUGCCGCUGCACAUCACCGACCAGUUCUCCACCCGUUUCCAGAAGGGCGACGUGGCCGUCACCGUGGUGGAGUCACCCAAGGCGAGCAGCGACGGCCCCGUCUGCAAGAAGCGCGGCAGCCACAAGAUGGAGGUGCUGGUGCACUGAGGGGACCCCCCCACCCCGCCGAGACCCCCCCCCGUCCUGCCAGGUCCUGGCACUGCCUGGGAAUUGCUGCAAACCCAUUAAAAUGCUCUGGUUUC
Messenger RNA from Columba livia (rock pigeon), 4601 nucleotides. It is a transcript of the gene MYO1A, whose product is annotated as myosin IA. Gene Ontology annotation, molecular function: actin filament binding; microfilament motor activity; ATP binding. Lineage: Eukaryota; Metazoa; Chordata; Aves; Columbiformes; Columbidae. Gene Ontology annotation, cellular component: vesicle; microvillus; plasma membrane. The record is from RefSeq and is a predicted model, not a curated record. Gene Ontology annotation, biological process: vesicle transport along actin filament; actin filament organization; sensory perception of sound.